Zerene cesonia (dogface butterfly) is the source of this 2361-nucleotide messenger RNA. Its product is annotated as basic juvenile hormone-suppressible protein 2-like. The record is from RefSeq and is a predicted model, not a curated record. The transcript is spliced from 5 exons. Bases 1 to 2271 code for a protein of 756 amino acids. Lineage: Eukaryota; Metazoa; Arthropoda; Insecta; Lepidoptera; Pieridae.
AUGAAGGUGGUUUUGUGUUUAGUGCUGGGCUUAGCCCUGGCUGGCGCCGUACCAGGGACUGACGUCAUUGACAAUAAGGCUGAAUUCAAACUGUCCACAGAUAUCAAGGAGCGUCAAUUCUUCAUUCUUAAAUUACUAAACCACAUCCUAGAACCCGUUACAUACAAGGAAAUAAUUGAUAUCGGGCAACAUUAUUCCAUUGAAGACAAUGUGGAUUUCUACAUGAAACGAGAUGUAGUCAAGCAAUUCCUGAACAACAUGAAAAUGGGAUUCCUUCCUCGCGGUGAAGUGUUCACCCUUCACGUCGACCGUCAACUGAAGGAAGUAGUCAACAUGUUCCACAUGUUGUACUACGCCAAGCACUUCGACACAUUUAUAAAGACCGCAUGCUGGAUGCGCAUGUACUUGAACGAAGGCAUGUUCGUAUAUGCUCUAACCGUAGCCGUCAGACACCGCGACGACUGCAAGGGAAUCGUCCUGCCACCUCCAUAUGAAAUUUAUCCUUACUACUUCGUGCGCGCCGAUGUCAUCCAGAAAGCGUACUUACUCAAAAUGAAAAAGGGCAUCCUUGACGGGUCAUUGAGCCACUUCUAUGGCAUCAAAAAGACAGACAAAGACGUUUACAUAAUCGACGAGAAUGUUUUCGACAAGAGAGUUAACAUGAAUGAUGAAGACAGAUUGAGAUAUUUCACUGAAGAUAUUGGUCUCAACACCUACUACUACUACUUCCACGUUGACUAUCCAUUCUGGAUGAAGGAUGACACUUUCAACACUAAGUUUGUAAACAGACGAUGGGAAAUGACUAUGUACGUAUACCAACAGAUCCUUGCCCGUUACUACUUGGAGCGUCUUUCUAAUGGUCUGGGAGAUAUUCCAAUUCUAUCAUGGAACAGACCGAUCAGAAAAGGAUACUGGCCAUGGCUUAUGAUGCACAACGGAGCACACUUCCCAACCAGAUUUGAUGAUCAUAUCAUUGUUCAGAACAACAACAUUGGUUUCACAAAUCUCGUUGAAAAUUAUGAGCAAAUUAUCAACGAAGCUAUCAUCAAGGGCUUCAUCGAGAUUAAUGGAAUCAGAUACGACCUUAAGAAGGCAGAUGACGUUGAAAAAUUAGGCAAACUGAUUUAUGGCGCCGUUGAUAGAAUCGACGUGAAGACAGACCACAUUGAGGCUUACCGCUACAUGCUCAUCAUGAUGAAAUCGAUCAUUGGUCUCAACACUUGGUUCACUGACAAGUAUUUCGUCGUCCCUACUGUUUUGGAUAUCUACCAGACUGCUCUCCGUGAUCCAGUCUUCUAUCAACUGCAGAAACGCCUCUCUUACUCCUUCCUUCUCUUCAAGAUGCGUCUGCCUUCUUACACCCACGAAGACGUAUACUUCCCAGGAGUUAAGAUUGAAAACGUUGUGGUUAAUAAGCUGUUAACUUACUUUGAUGACUACUUGAUGGACAUGACCAAUGCUGUUAUCCUCAAUGAGGAUGAGUUAAGGAAGAGCAAAUCCGACAUGACCUUCUUAGUGCGUAAACGUCGUCUGAAUCACCAACAAUUCAAGGUCAGCUUUGACGUCGUAUCUGACAAGACUGCAGAUUGUAUUGUGAGAAUAUUCUUAGGACCAAAAGAAGAUCACUUGGGACGUUUGAUUGAUAUCAACCAGAACCGAUACAACUUCGUUGAACUCGAUACUUUCUACUAUAAACUUAACACAGGCAAGAAUACAAUUGUAAGGGAUUCCAAGGAUAUGCAUAAUGUAGUUGGCGACAGAAUGAGAACCAAAGAUCUGUGGAACAAACUCAAUGGUGUCACCGACUUCAGAGAUAUGUACUUCAAGGAUCUUAAGAACUACCACACAGGUUUCCCCACGAGGUUGAUACUUCCCAAGGGACGUGUUGGCGGUAUGGAUAUGCUGCUGUAUAUCAUCGUGACUCCAUUGAGAUUAGUCGACAAUGUUGAUAUGAACAUCUUCGAGACAUACCGUAAGGACAACUUUGUUGACUUCAGAUCAACUGUUUUACUAGACAGGAUGCCUCUUGGCUUCCCAUUCGACCGUGUCAUUGACGUCUCCAAGUUCUUCACGCCGAACAUGAAAUUCGUUGAUGUCAAGAUUUACCAUAAGGCACAAGUUUGCGACAUGAAGAUGCGUUGGGACAGCUAUAUUCUUAAAAGUUAUGAUAUGACCAUUAAAACACCCAUGAUGGUUGAUGACUACUUUGUAGAUGAUGAUAUGACAAUGAACAAGAACGUGAAGAUGCAUAUGGAUAAUGUUGAUAUGUAAACGGUCUUUCCAUAUAGAUAAUUAAUUUUAGUCCUUACGGCUGACUGAAUUAGACUUAAGAUGGCAACUAAAAAGCAACAAUAAAAUUUC